UCUGUGGUUUCAUGUUAUUACUUUGCGGGUGAGCGUACUUUUCCGGAUUUUGAUUAGUUUCUUGUGUUAAGUUUUGUUGAAAUUGUUUAAAAUGACAACAGCUACAAAGCCACGUUCAGAGCUGUCUUUAGAGGAGAUCGCUAAAAUUGAGGAGGAGGAAUUUAGUACUGGCCCUCUUUCUGUCCUUACGCAGUCCGUAAAAAAUAAUACGCAAGUGCUAAUCAACUGUAGAAACAAUAAGAAGUUACUUGGUCGCGUGAAAGCUUUUGAUCGGCAUUGUAACAUGGUGCUUGAGAAUGUGAAAGAAAUGUGGACAGAAGUACCUAGAACAGGCAAGGGCAAGAAGGGAAAAGCAGUAAACAAAGACAGAUUUAUCUCAAAGAUGUUUCUCCGUGGCGACUCUGUUAUUCUAGUAUUAAGAAAUCCACUAGCAACUGCUGCAGGAAAAUAGCUUUUCAUACCUUUCCAAAAUUACCUUUAUUUUUUAUGCAAAAAUUAAACAUUGUUUUUUGUGGUGUAUCUAUUUUUAUUACCUUCUCAAAAAGUACAAUUUGGUUGU
Messenger RNA from Hyposmocoma kahamanoa, 559 nucleotides. RefSeq names its product probable small nuclear ribonucleoprotein Sm D2 (gene SmD2). The record is from RefSeq and is a predicted model, not a curated record. The transcript has 3 exons. Gene Ontology annotation, cellular component: U2 snRNP; precatalytic spliceosome; U4/U6 x U5 tri-snRNP complex. Lineage: Eukaryota; Metazoa; Arthropoda; Insecta; Lepidoptera; Cosmopterigidae. Gene Ontology annotation, molecular function: RNA binding. Gene Ontology annotation, biological process: spliceosomal snRNP assembly; RNA splicing. The coding region runs from base 92 to 451 and encodes 119 amino acids.